GCCGGUCGGCUGCGUCUCGAUGGCGGGUAGUGCCGUGCGCCUGCCAGUCCCUCACGCUUUUCCUCUGCAGCGAGAGGUGAUUGGGUAGUGCUGCUGCGCGGCCUUUCUCUCCGCAGGAGGUGGGGGGAGCGCGCUCUACUGUUCGACUACCGUUGCCGCGAAGGGACAUGUGACCGGGGAGCGGGCUCGGAGUAUAACGCACUGUGGAAGCGGCCUGCUUCUUCCUCCUCUUCCUGUCUUCGCGCGAGGCCUUCAACCCGGAGAUAUCAUACGCGCCACGGAGGCGCCGAGGACCAGAGUCUCCAUGUUGAGGCCGCAGUAACGGAGCCGACUUGCCUCGUUCGCUCUCUCGUUCGCCGCGAGGUGCCCCCAGGUUGUGUUUCUUAAGCAGAAAUGAAGAAUAAAAAGCAAUAUAUGCAAAAUGCUGGUGAUGAUAAACAUGAAGACACAGAAGGUGAAGAGAGUGGAGAAAACUGUUCCUGUUCUUCUAGCAUUUUAUCUGAUGAAGAUGAUAGGUGUCCGAUUUGUCUUAACUGUCUGGCAGAGCAGGAAGUUGGUUGUCCUGAAAACUGCAGUCAUAUCUUCUGCAUGACUUGCAUCCUUAAAUGGGCUGAAACUAGGGCUUCAUGUCCAGUUGACCGCAAACAGUUCCAAGCUGUAUAUAAACUAAAUGCAUUGGAAGACUGCAUAAAGGUUCAGAUAAAGCAACAAGUAAGCAAAAAAGAUGACCUACAUAGCUGUAGUGAGGGCAAGUACUGCCCUAUGAAAAUGAAAAACUGCACAAGAAAAAAGGAAAAUGCAGACAGAAGAGCUUCAGCAGCAAACUCCUGUAAAGGCUGGAACCAAAAACACAAUUCUUCAAAUGAGGAAGAAAAUAAAAAUUCUGUGAAGAAAAGCAAGCCCAGAAGACAGACCUGCUCAAACAGAUUCUUCAGAAGUAACUUCUGUGAUAGAUUUUCUUCUAAUAGUAGUUUCCCUGGCGAAUCUUCUAAUUAUCAAAAUGAGUGUAUAGAGAUCAGCAAAAUUGACACAGUCAUUGAACACAAGAGAAGAGAAUUGGAGCUGUCAUGUUCUGUGCUAGCUAGAGUGGCAAGAAUCCCUUCCAUAUCCUGUGAAACAGAAAUGGCAACCUGUCUUCUGGUUUCCACUGUUAUGGUGGGAGCUGUCUUUUCAAUAAGUACUACGCCUUUGGAAAACUUUGGAACUUCAAAAAAGGGGCAUGUUGUUACAUAUGUCCAGGAAGGAGAGGAGAAAAAGCAAACUUCUGGUACAGCUGGCACAAGAGGAACAAGAAGAAAGGUUUCAGAUACUACUCCCAGGCGAAGAUCUGCCCGGAACGCUAAAUCAGAAACUUCAAGUCAGUCUCAGAGUUCACCAAAAUCAAGCAAUUCUGGAUAUGAGGCUAGUGGUGAUGGUAGCUCAUUUGUGAAUUCUUCUUGUGCAGAAUCUGAGAAAUUACCUCCAAAACGGAAGGGUAAAAGAGGAGUUAAACAACAGGAACCUGUAGUUAAAAAGAAACUCAGGAGUUCUGGACGUUAUGGGAAAACAUCUGGUGAUUUAGUAGAACCUGAUGAAUCCGAUGAGACUGAGAUAACUCUGCUACUGGAUAAAGGCAGUUUACCAGACAGUGAAAAUAGCACCUCUGGCUUUAGUCACAAAAAUGAUAUAGAAACACAGUCGGCCAAUGGCUUGGAAAACUCCAAGGACUGUGUAGAAUGUAAAGAGGAGUCUACAAAAGAGCCUGCAGAACAUCAGGAUGCUUCAGACAUCUUAAACGCUAGUUCCUGUGUUGAAGAUCCUCCUUUGCUCAUCGUAGAGGGAGAUGUUGGUUCAUAUGCCCAAGAUCCUCCUUUACUCACUCUAGAGGGAGACAUUGAAAAAUGUGAAGUAAAAGAUGACACUGUGUUUGAAAAUAAGACGUAUUAUAAAAAUGAUAUUGAACAAGUAGACCAACCUUUACAAGUUCCUAAAGAAGAAUUGUUUGACAAUGUAGUAACACUUGCACAUCAGCCUCAGGAAUUAGAUAGUCCUACAACUGAAUUGCCAGUGAAACUGGAACCUGUGACAAUAAGAGAAAGGCCUUUAGAUAGUCCUGGGGAUGAAUUGCUGGAGAAAUCAGAAUGCGUGUCAAUAGCAGAUGAUAUGUUGGCAGUUCCUGAAAAUGAAUUGCUAGGAGGAACAGAAUCUGUAGCAAUAGCAGACAAACCAUUCUCUGGUCCUGAAGAUGCAUUCCUGGAAGAACUGGAACCUGUGGCAAUAGCAGAAGAGCCAGUGGCUGGUCCUAGAAAUGAGUUGUUAAGGGAACCAGAAUCUUUGGCAAUAGGUGGGUUGUUGGAGAGGCCUAAUGAUGAAAUGUCAGAGGGGCCAUUGCCUGGUCAUUCCUCUGGGAAUGAAUUGUUAGAAGGAAUAGAACCUGAGACAGUAGCUGAAGAACCAUUAGAUAAUACUGCAAACAAAUCACAGGAACUUCCAGUGUCAUUAGAGAUGAAAGAUGCUAAAACUGAAGAAGAAAAAGAAGCAAAUAUCCAUGCAGAUAAUGAAAAUCUAAAAAGUACUGAUUUAUCAAUAAAUGUUUUUUCAGAAGAUAAAUGUAAUCAGUCAUUAGAAAAGGCUAGAGAAGAAUCUGGAAGUAGUACGCAAGAUAUUAAACACUUGAGCGAAGAUGACAAUGAGAUAGUAGCUAUGGAAUGCGACUCAUUUAGCAGUGACCAGAAUGAAUCACGGAUAGACCAGCCAAUAGUGAGUGAUAUUGUAGAGCAAGAGACAAAUUCUUUGGUACAUGAUACUGAGCAUUCUAUAUCCUUUUCAAGUCCCACUGACAAGAAAGAAGAAACAGAAUGUUCUGCAGAGCUUAAAAAAGAUAAAAAGACUCGAACUAGAAGAUCAAGAUUUCAUUCUCCAUCGACAACUUGGUCUCCGUCCAAAAGAGAGGGGAAAAGAUCUCAAUCUCCAUCUCCCAAAAGGGAGAUUGUGCCUGAAGGCAGGAUGCCUCGUUCUCCUAAAAGGGAUACUUCCAAAGAAAGGCAAAGAUCUCUAUCACACUCACCAAAAAGAGAUCCUGUGACAGAAAGGCGGAGAUCUCUAUCAGGUUCUCCAAAAAGAGUUGAUCUUGUGACAGAAGGGAGAUCUCCAUCCCAUUCCCCUAAAAGGGAUCCUCUAAAAGAAGUGAAGAGAUCUCCAUCUGGUUCUCCUAAAAGGGAUCCUCUGAGAGAAGGGAAGAGAUCUCCAUCCGGUUCUCCUAAAAGGGAUCCUCUGAGAGAAGGAAGGAAAUCUUCUCGGACACGGGCUAAGGAAUCUUCUCCAAGGCACAAAUGUAGAUCUCAAAGCAGGGAAAGAGAUAGUGAUAAAGAUGGGCUAAGAAGAGAUCAUGAAAGAGAGAGUAGGAGGAGGAGAUGGUCACAGUCACGAUCAAGAUCUCGAUCUAGGUCCAGAUCCAGGCCAAGGAGUAAAGGCCCUUCAUUCCCUAGAAAUGAAAGGGAUGGUUAUUCACCUCCCAAAUGGAAAGAACGGUGGACAAAUGAUAGCUGGAGAAGUCCCAGAGGAAACGAUAGGUAUAAAAGAAAUGAGCAGGAGAAACAGACAGAGAGUAUGAAAAGAGAGAGGGACAGUACAAGCAAAGAUAAUGAAAAGCAAAGUUCUUCUGACCAGUAUAGGAAAGAUUAUCCAGACUGGGUAAUGGAAAGGAUAAAUUCAGUUCCAGAAAUGAGGAACAGAGAGAGGGAAAAUUUAAAAAGUCAACAGUGGGAAGAAAAUAGGCACAAUAAUUCAGGACCUCCAUGGAAUAGAAACUUUGGAUCUGGUUGGAAUUCAAAUCGUGGCAGGGGGGCCCGUGGUAGAGGUGGCCGAAGCAGAGGUGGCUUUACGUAUGGAGACCAGACUGAAAAUCGCUGGCAAGCUAGGAAGCCCCACUCAGGAAAUGCAAAUAGUUCUGGAAGUGAAAGUUCCAGAUUUCCAGAGCAUCAGCCAUAUAAACGUAAGGCAGAACAAGACUUCUCUUUUGAUACACCUGCUGAUAGGUCUGGGUGGACAUCUGCAUCAAGCUGGGCUGUAAGAAAGACUUUACCAGCAGAUGUACAGAAUUAUUAUUCAAGGAGAGGAAGAAAUUCUUCAAGCCCACAAUCUUCAUGGACAAAACAAGAAGAAGUAGCUCCUGAACAAGAUCCAAACUUCAAAGACCAAGCCGGCCAACAAGGUGACAUUUCUCAACUACCAAUAAAUGUACUGCAGCCUCAAAUGAAUGUAAAUACACAACAUCAGCCAAUGAGUAUCUUUCCAUAUCCAAUGGGUGUUCCUACUCCAAUUAUGAACAUUCAGCACAAUCCGUUUAACCUUCCUCCACCGGUGCCCAUGCAUCUUCAUACAGGAGUGCCUCUUGUCCAGGUAGCCGCUUCAUCCAAUGUGUCUCAGGGACCACCUCCUCCUCCUCCACCUCCUCCACCAUCGCAGCAGAUUAACUAUGUUGCUUCCCAACUGGAUGGAAAGCAGUUGCAGGCUAUUCCUAGUACUUCCCAUGUUGCCAACAACAUGAGUACAACUCACUUGCCUGCUCCAGCAGCCACCCUGGGAAGCGUGGAAACGUUUCAGGGACCAAGUUCUGGUAAUGCAACAUCGUCAAGUAACAUCAAAUCCUCUAAUGCCGCUGUAAAAUUGGCUGAAAGCAAAGUAAGUGUAACGGUGGAAGCCAGCGCAGAUAGCUCGAAGAAAGACCAGAAACUGCUAAUUCAGGAAAGAGCUGCCCAAGAAGUGAAACUGGCUAUUAAGCCUUUCUAUCAAAAUAAAGACAUUACUAAAGAAGAAUAUAAAGAGAUUGUAAGAAAAGCUGUAGAUAAAGUUUGUCAUAGCAAGAGUGGGGAAGUAAAUGCUGCAAAAGUGGCAAAUUUGGUAAAAGCUUAUGUGGACAAAUACAAACAUUCACGGAAGAAAAAUCCAGAAGAGGCCAUUUGUGUGGAAAGGAAAUAAGUGUAGACUGAAAAUGCCAUCAAGAUGUCUGCAAAGUGCAAUUUUGACAUGGACUAUUAACUAAAAAUAGUGGUUGAAAUCUGAUUUUGAUAAAAUUAUUUUUCAAUAUAGUGUAUAAUGUUUUGUUAUAAAUAAAUAUAGAUUAAUGCUGCAACUUCUUUAUCCUUUUGCAAAAGGAUAUGUAAAGAGAAACUAAAAGGAAAAAAGGAGAGUGCCCCUCUUACUAGUAAUAUACAGUUGUGUUGAAUGCCACAUGUACAGCAUUUUGGUUCAAACAGUAGUGUGUAGACACAAAUGUUUGUCAAAAUACAGUGAUUUGGACAGAUAUGUACAAUAUAUGUAAAUCAGUCAGGAAAAGAUUCAGGGCAGAUUUUUCAUUGAUCCUCCUGCCACUGCCCCCCCCUUUCAAGUAUAGUAAAAUAAUGUGUUUUGCCUCAAUUUGCAGGCUUAAAAUAUGUGUUUCAAAAGCACACUGUGUCUGAGCAGAACAACUCUUCAAAUAACACCAAACAGUAAAUCUGCAAAAAUAAAUUGUGUUGCCUAAAAUCAUGGGUGUAGUAUUCCUAUUGGAACACCAAAUAAAGGCUAUGAUGCUACUUGUUUUGUGGCUUUUCAGUUCUUGUUUUGAGUUGUUAGAUUAAAACCAAGUUUAGUUGUAGAUGGUAUGGUGCAGGCAACCAAAACUAGCGCUUAAUGCUAAACCUAGUUUGGGGAAAUGAACUUUGGAGUACUACUGUGAGUUUGAAAGGUAUUCUGUGCUUGAUUUUUGUAUCGGGAUCUUAAUUGCCUAACUUAAAUUUUGUCUGGUAUUGUUCAAUACAGUACUUUUUUUUUAAUCUUCCAACACCUUGAGAGAAACGUUUUGCUCAGUAUAACAGGUGAGUUGUGUAAACAAUAGCCUUAGUCAUAUUACCUGUGGCAUAGUGUUACCAGUUUUGGUCCAGUGUAAGCAGCUGUAUGUAUUAGGCAUGUGAAGUAAAAGCAGAAUACUAUGUAACAAGGAUUCUAUCAUGAUGAAGGCUGCAUAAUAGAUUGCCAAGCUCAUUCCAUUAUGACCUCACACUAGUAUAAUGCAUGAGGCAGAGUCUUAUACAGAAUCUUGUAUUUGAGUUGAUCGUAAGUAUUAUACAAUGGAAUACAGUAAAGCUAGUGUAAUUACUACAUAGGGAAUCAUGAUGCAUAUUGCAGUUUACUUUCAAUGCUUUGGUUGGACUUGUACUGAUGCUUCCAGGGCAUAGAGAAGUUACCACUAGCUCCUUUUAGAGGUAAUGAAAGAUUAAGGAAAUAAAGGGGCCUUGGUUUAAUAUUCCUUUGAAACAAAGUGCUAUUACAGUGCAAUUAAUCUUCCCAGUGUUUCAUUGCAGUGACUAUGAUGCAUACCAUGCUUUGGUAUACAGGUUAGUUGCAUGUUUAAACAGCUGAAACCAACCAUUUAGCCACAUGUUCCUGAGAACACUCCCACUGGUGGCAGGCUCCACAGAAGGCCCAAGGCUGAUAAUGAAUCCAGGAAUAUGGAACACCCCAAUGUCAAAAUAACUAAUUCACUUUAUUACUUUGCAGACAGUGAACUGUUUGUAUUUUGUGUGUAACUAAAGAUAAUAUUUAUCUUCCGGAGUCUUUUUAGUGUGAAUACAUUUUUUUUUUUACAGUCAAACACUAUGUUUAGACUUCUGAAAAAAGUUUGUGUUAGACUAGUAGAUAUUUUAAUGAUAUUUCAAUCUAAUUUUAGCCAAAAACUGGCUGGCACUUCUUCAAAAAAAUACUGUAGCAAAUUACAAUGCCAAUUCUGUUUAAUCGCACCAUGUGUAUUUAUACUUAUUAUAUUCUCCUAGCUAUUGAAGUUGAACUUUGGGGUGUGAGUACCUUUACUAGAUACAGGUUCAGUGCAGAUGUAAUAUUUCUUGAUCUUUGUGGAGCUCAGAAUCUGCUUCUCUCUAUCUUACCCUCGGACUUGAUUCUUCUUCACUUUUCCUUUUUCACUACUAAUUAUGCUAUUAUGUCUUCACCAGGUUGAAUAUGAAUCAUGGUAAUAUGCUUUACACUUGAGUUGGAGACUUACCUCUAACCACGAUGUCCAGCUAUCAUUCAUGUUCAACUUGGUAACAAUAACCAGAGUUAGUGCUGAAGAGGGAAGGGAGGGAGGAAUUCAAGCAGGAGACGGGGAAGAGCAGUGCCUGAGGCAUUACCAGUCUCAGCACAGUGGUAAAGAGAUUCUCCGCACCAAGCCACAGUUGAUCCUUCAUCAUAAUGCUCCUGUCAGGAAAUCUUUUCCUAAGACAAGCUUAAUGGCAUGAAGGAUUAAGAUACUCCUUCUUACAUGCGUAGGAAAUUUGCUUACUAUUUUUGUUACCGCGCUCCUGCAUAGUUUUAAAGUGAAACUUCAUUGUUUGCAGUCCUAAUGAAGAAUAUUGACUAGUAUGCAAGCUCUGUUCACAUAAAUAUUUUAAAACUUCAUGCCAAAAUAGGCAGUCCUUUUAAUGGUGUGUUCAGAAAUCCAUUGCCCUAGCAUGUAGGCAUGUAGAUCAGAACAGAGUGCACUCAUCUCCUGUUGGAUUAGGCACUGUGGGCAAAGAUGGGCACUGUCUGUUUCACAGUGCACCCGUUGCUGGUUGAAGAACUGAAAGUGUAGCUCUAAUCAAAAAGUUGGUGCUGUAAGUGUUGAUAAGGCAAGUCACUUGCUGGGGACAGACUGAUUACAUCUAGCCCUCCCCAUCCUUAUGUCAAUACUGAAAUGCUAGUCUUCCUUGCUCAGCACCUAACUAUUGUUGUGUGAUGUGUGUAUUUAACUGGAUUGGGCCAGUCUACUCUGCCUUUCUGGAAAAAAUUAAGACUUGCUUUUAACAUGAAUACAUGAAGCACGUGCUCUUAAAUAUGUGGGCAUUUAUUUGUUACAAGGCUGCAGUCCUGUGCACACCUACACGGGAGUAAGUCCCAUUGAUUUCAUUCAGUGGGGGUGUCUUGAGUUAAGAUGCAUUGAACCAGCUUGCCAGAGUCAAUUCUGUAUUUCUGUGGCUAUUGACUGAAAUUUGUUGAUUUCUGGGUGUUGUCAUUUUCUAACAGUUUCAGUAAUGCAGAAGGAAACCCAACUGAUCUAAAUUGCUGUGAGAAAAAUUAUGAAUUGGAGCUUUUUAAAAUUGUAUUGGGGAGAGGGUGUCGGUGCAUUGAGCACUCCUUCCAGCCUUUCCAUGUGCAUGUGGCUUAAAUAUGUCAUAAUUUCAAAAAUACAAAAAAAUCAGGAGUACAGUGGCUGAUCUAACUCCAGGCUAUGGUGUCUGUAGCAUAAGGCUGGAAUAAAGUCUACUGAAACAAUAUUCUAAAGAGUUUUAUGUAGUUCAGAAUAUUUUCUAAUAAAUUCUUUUAACUAA
This is a messenger RNA of Elgaria multicarinata webbii, 8324 nucleotides long. RefSeq names its product SR-related CTD associated factor 11 (gene SCAF11). The record is from RefSeq and is a predicted model, not a curated record. Bases 394 to 4959 code for a protein of 1521 amino acids. Gene Ontology annotation, biological process: spliceosomal complex assembly. The transcript is spliced from 15 exons. Lineage: Eukaryota; Metazoa; Chordata; Lepidosauria; Squamata; Anguidae. Gene Ontology annotation, molecular function: RNA binding.